AUGACUUCAAAAACACCAGUCGCAUUCCGGGGAGGAGAGGCCCCAAAGCAUCUGAAUCAAUUUUGGGCUGACUUGGAAACAUCAAUCAACUACGCGACCAAGUUCAACCCUUAUAGGAAGACCGCGGUUAUUGCUUUCCACUGGGAAAAUGACGAUAUGGAAGUUGAGAAGCUUGAGAGAGAGCUCCUCGGCGUCUUUCACUCGAGUUAUGGAUUUGAGACCGAGAGUUUUUUGAUUCCCGUGCAGUUCUCCCUACCGAGUCUGACGGAACACCUCAUAGCGUGGUCAAGACGUAAUUCUGGCGACGACACACUCCGAGUGCUCGUUUACUCAGGCCAUGCAAGUUCUGCUGGGACUGUAGCUCCUUACUGGAAUCUGGGCGGCAGGUGUGAUCGAAAUACCGGCAGCCUACAAGGACCCCAAUUCAACUGGUGGGGAGUCAGGGAAACCUUGGAAGUCUACCCGGGCGACAGUUGCUACAUUUUCGAUUGUUGCUCCGCUGCAUCAGGCGCUCUCAACGCGUACAACGGCGCGGAGUUCAUGGCGGCCUGUGCCUGGGAGCAAACAGCAACAUCAAACCUCAACUUCUGUUUUACUCGGGUCCUGAUUGACGAGCUUCGCCAGCUGGAUGGCCGCCCUGAAACACUGGCUAGUAUUUAUGCUCGAAUCUUUCGCUAUGCGCAGCAAAACCAAGUUGCGGCCACGCCAGUCCACAUCCCCAAGCGGAAUUCUCCGAGUGUCACGAUCGGCCGCAACCACUCAAGGCCACCAAUCACGAGAAAGAGUGAGCAAAAUACUUACAACGUGCUCCUCAGCGUCAAAGUCCGGGAAGAAAUCCCCCUGGAUCCCACUCAAUGGAAGCAGUGGCUGACCCGCAAUAUCCCUCCGAACGUCCAGUCCGCCAAUAUCACGAUCGAAGGAGCGUUUCAAGGUUCUAGCCUUCUUCUUUUCUCUGUUCCGGUGGAAGUUUGGACGAUGCUACCGGCGAAUGAUUCAUCAUACACCUUUGUCGGACAUGUCAAGUCCCAUAUCAUCGUGCCACAACCUGUGGCACACACAACUACGCUACCCACGCACCACGCCGUUCCCCCCGCGAGAGAAAAUCAGCGACCCCGGAGCCCAGAUAGAAAAGCGUUUGGGAGUCCCGGGUCUGCACCAUUUCGUUGA
Molecule: messenger RNA, 1167 nt
Organism: Aspergillus campestris IBT 28561
Lineage: Eukaryota; Fungi; Ascomycota; Eurotiomycetes; Eurotiales; Aspergillaceae
Exons: 2
Coding region: 1-1167 (388 amino acids)
Source: RefSeq, a predicted model, not a curated record